Molecule: messenger RNA, 1242 nt
Organism: Didymella exigua CBS 183.55
Lineage: Eukaryota; Fungi; Ascomycota; Dothideomycetes; Pleosporales; Didymellaceae
Exons: 1
Coding region: 1-1242 (413 amino acids)
Cellular component (GO): U2-type catalytic step 2 spliceosome; Prp19 complex; U2-type catalytic step 1 spliceosome
Molecular function (GO): pre-mRNA binding; metal ion binding; U6 snRNA binding
Source: RefSeq, a predicted model, not a curated record
AUGGCCGAAGUACAAUCACCACCCGCGCAAACUGCGCCCGCACCCACGGACUCCGAAACCGCCCUCGAAGCCACCACGACCACCUCCACACCCACAGAGCUCGCGCCCAUGACCACCGAACAAACGAUAAUAACCACCAACGCCGAAGGCAAAAAAGUCAAAAAGAUUAUCCGUCGCAAACGGCGCCCAGCGCGCCCACAAGUGGACCCCGCGACAUUCAAAACCGACGCGCCACCCCCGACAGGCACAAUCUUCAACAUAUGGUACAACAAAUGGUCAGGCGGAGACCGGGAAGACAAAUACCUUUCGAAAACGGCUGCGCAGGGACGCUGCAACGUCGCCAAGGACAGCGGGUACACGAAAGCCGACAAGACGCCGGGGGCCUACUUCUGCCUGUUCUUCGCGCGCGGCAUCUGUCCCAAGGGCGUGGACUGCGAGUACCUGCACCGGCUGCCGACGGUGACGGACAUCUUCCCAAGUAAUAUAGAUUGCUUUGGGCGCGAUAAGCACUCCGACUAUAGAGACGACAUGGGCGGCGUGGGCUCCUUCCAGCGACAAAACCGCACACUGUACAUCGGGCGCGUCCACGUCACAGACGACAUCGAGGAGAUUGUAGCCCGACACUUCCAGGAAUGGGGUCAGGUGGAGCGCACGCGUGUGCUGACCGCGCGCGGCGUGGCGUUCGUGACGUACAUGAACGAGGCGAACAGCCAGUUUGCGAAGGAAGCUAUGGCGCACCAGUCGCUCGACCACAACGAGAUCCUGAAUGUACGCUGGGCGACGGUCGAUCCGAACCCCGCGGCGGCAAAGCGCGAGGCGCACAGAAUCGAGGAACAGGCCGCAGAAGCCAUCCGCAAAGCACUCCCCGCCGCAUACGUUGCGGAGAUCGAGGGCAGAGAUACGGAGCAGAAGAAGAGGCGGAAGGUGGAGGGCAGUUUUGGAUUGCAGGGAUACGAGGCUCCAGAUGAUGUGUGGUACGCAAAGGAGAAAGGAGAAUGGGAGCAGGCCACGCAGUUGGAUUCUGGAGGCAUGGGAGACAGGAAGAUGAUCGAGGCUGCCGAAGAGGACGAGGAGUACGGCGCGCUUAUGCCGCAGCAGAAUGCACAGGCUGGAGGAAACGGUAUACUGUCGGGCUCGACCCUCGCAGCGCUGAAGGGCUACACAACAACUUCAACGAACAAGCGGCCAGCACCGUCAGGCCCACUCUUGGCUGGGUAUGGCAGCGAUGAUGACAGUGAUUAA